Molecule: messenger RNA, 993 nt
Organism: Aspergillus aculeatus ATCC 16872
Lineage: Eukaryota; Fungi; Ascomycota; Eurotiomycetes; Eurotiales; Aspergillaceae
Gene: aspf4
Product: allergen Asp F4
Exons: 1
Coding region: 1-993 (330 amino acids)
Cellular component (GO): extracellular region
Molecular function (GO): IgE binding
Source: RefSeq, a predicted model, not a curated record
AUGCAGCUCAAGAACUCCAUGCUUCUGUUGACCGCCUUGACGGCUGGUUCUUCCGUCGCUCGCAUGCACGGCCAUGAGCGCCGCCACCACCACCACGAGAAGCGCAACGUCGGUGACGAGGUCUACGCUGUCAUCGAUGGUGUUCUCGAGUCCUGGGUCAACGACUGGUCUGGCUCUGCUACGACUACCGUCGAGUCCAACAAGGCUGCUGCUACCGUCGCGGCUGCUGCCACUAUCGAGGUGAGCGCUAACGUCGCUGCCUCUGCUACCGUGGCCGCCAGCGCUGCUGCCGCUACUUCGAGCUCCGCCUCGGUUGUCUCUUCUGCCGACGGCACCUGCAAGUCCUGGUCUGCGACCUCGUCGAGCUACUCCCGCUCUGGCUUCGGAGCCAAGUCCAACGCCAAGCGCACCACCGAUGCCAUCUACUACUCCGGUAACGUCGGCAGCCCCUGGGGCAGCAACAUCAUCGAGGUUAGCGAGGAUAAGGCCUGUCUCUACCAGUAUGUCGUCCGCUUCCAGGGUAGCUCGUCCGACGACUGGACCGUCAAGUUCUGGAACAAGAUCGGUCCCGACGGUGGUCUGAACGGCUGGUACGGCAACUCGGCUCUGGAGUUCAAGAUCAAGGCCGGUGAGACCCGCUACGUCGCCUUCGACUCCGACUCCCAGGGUGGCUGGGGUGCUGCCAAGGGUGACUCUCUUCCCACUGACGAGUACGGCGGUUACUCUUGCACCUGGGGUGAAUUCGACUUCGGCAACACUAGCAACGACGGCUGGUCCGGCUGGGACGUGUCCGCCAUCCAGGCCCAGAACGCUGGCCAGGAGGUCCAGGGUAUGAAGAUCUGCGACCACACCGGUUCCAAGUGCUCCACCAUCGGUAACGCUCUCGCCUCGGUCAUCAACGCCUACACUUCCAACCUCGCCGAUGCUGACGGCAUUGGUGGUAACUCCAACGAGGAGGCUGUCCGCUUGGACGUCGAGCUUGACUUCGCCUAG